AUGGCCGCCCCCGAUCAGCCCGUUUACGUGGUUAAUUACUAUCACCUCCCGUUCGGUCUGGUGGAGCUAGAGGGCCACCAAAACUUUGAGAUGUGGGAUACCGCCCUCCGCCAGUAUCUCAGAGCGGCUUCCCUUCUGCACCACUUGGUGCUUGAUGAAAUGAGUCCCGAGGAGCGCGCGUGCGACGCCUGUCGCGACAAUUGGCACGUCGAGCGGGGCAGGGUGUUAACCCUCAUCGAUCUCACCCUCGGCAAUAGGCUCGUUCGGGAGGCUCUUUACGAGUACGGCUGGCAGGACAACCACCCGAGCCCAACGUACCAUUACGAUAUGGUAAUCGGCAUCUGGGGGCCCGCCGGCCAGAACUGGGCUUGA
Molecule: messenger RNA, 372 nt
Organism: Neurospora crassa OR74A
Lineage: Eukaryota; Fungi; Ascomycota; Sordariomycetes; Sordariales; Sordariaceae
Exons: 1
Coding region: 1-372 (123 amino acids)
Source: RefSeq, a predicted model, not a curated record